Molecule: messenger RNA, 3440 nt
Organism: Heteronotia binoei (common prickly gecko)
Lineage: Eukaryota; Metazoa; Chordata; Lepidosauria; Squamata; Gekkonidae
Gene: FAM219B
Product: family with sequence similarity 219 member B
Exons: 6
Coding region: 70-606 (178 amino acids)
Source: RefSeq, a predicted model, not a curated record
GAUUGUGAUUGGUGGGCUGGGCAGUGAAGCUCAAGAGAGAGGCGUGGCGUGGCGGGCAGCGGAGGGAGGAUGGCGGAGGGCGAGGAGGGGCCGUCGAGGCGGAGGGAGGCCGGGGCUCCGCCUGGGCCCAGCGGCGACACGGGGCAGAGGGACAAGAAGAGAAGCAGGGAAGCCUCGCUGGAGAAACGGCCGUACAUCAUGAGCAAAACGCCAUCCAUUCAAGACAAGCUACAGAAGCAUCGGGAGAUGGCGAAGGCGAUGCUGCGGAGGAAAGGUGUGCUCGGGGGGACCAUCCGGCAGCAACCCAAACUUGCAGGCAAGAGGUCGGUGAAGUUCAAUAAGGGCUACGCUGCUCUCAGUCAGAUCUCGGAUGAAACCCUGGUGUCCUUGGAGUCAGACAGUGACGGGGAGCUGGAAUCCCGAUGUUCUUCUGGCUACUGCUCUGCAGAGGUGAACCAGGACCUCAGCCGCCAGCUGCUGCAGGACGGAUAUCACCUGGACGAAGUCCCGGACGAUGAGGACCUCGACCUGAUUCCUCCCAAGCCCGUCUCGUCCUCGCCUUGCUCCUGUUGCUUCGGGGAAUCCGCCUCUUGCUCCAUCCAGUGAAGGGCAGUCCGGAAGGGCGACGUGGCACAGGGUCAAGACACCAGCACUUUUUUAUUUGGGGGAAGAGUGGGGGGGGGGGCCUGUGGAUCCCCGACAGAAGUAGCUGAGCCCGCCGUCGAAACACGGGUCAAAGCAAUUGAGCGGGCCGGUGGAACAGGGCACUCUGUCACAUCCUCUGGGUCUUCUUGGAAACGCCGAGCAUUUUCUCCCAAAAACGAUUUCUGCAGCGCACACUCGGGACGGCUGGGGAAAACAGCUUGCCGGUUAUCUUGCCGAGGCGCGUGUCUCGGUGGGAAGGAGCCGCGCGGCCGGCGGGAGAAACGAUCCGGGUCCGAUCUUUCGGAGGCAAGCUGCUGAACUCUCAUUUUGCGAAAGGAGAUACGAAGUGAAGGCAGCCUGGGACUCUCUUUGAUUUAUAAAUCUUUGGAGUUGUGAGAAAGACCGUGGAGGAUCCGAGUAAGCAGUUUUUUCCCUUUCCCUUUGCACUUUCAAACCUUACAAGGGAACGAUACAGGUGCUGAAGUAAUUGCAAGGCAAUGUGUCUUCAUAGGGUGGGGCAGGACGGGAGCAGAGGAGACUCUGCAAAUGGAACUUGGACAGCUCACCGGUGAACCAGAUUCUGGAGCCUCACCUCUUAAUCUGGUGGCUUUCCUGGUUUUUGUUUUUACCCCCACCCUCUUCCUCAUCCAGAGGUAUUUGAGGGGGCCAGGAGCACAGUCUCGAGCAUAAGUAUCAGGCCUUGUAAGAGACUUCCCCCCGACCUCUGGAGGUUGUAUGGGUUUUGUUUGGGAAAGGGGCUUUGGUUUACACUUCCAAGGCUGAUCUUUUCAGACAGGCCCAGAAGAUGGUGUCAAGAGUCUGGCCUGGAGCCCCUUAGUUUGUAGCUGUUACUUUUGCAUGCUUUGGUAGCAGGCUGAGCAGGUUCAAGACAAGCCGGUCUCCUUCCCCCUUCAGAAGCAAAAAGGAAUUCCCAGAAUCUUGGGGAUCAAGUCCUUCCGCACAUUUGCACUAGACUGAAUCAUCUGCUGUCUAGCCUGGCAGGAUCUCCAUAGGGCCCGCUUGGCUGGAGGGGACGUUAACCAGCUCACUUCACAACUCAGUCGCAGCUCACCCCCACCUUCCUGCAUGGGGGCCAAUCGUAAAAAGGCCAUUUCUCGUUUUCAUAUUAACUCCAGGAAGCUUUAUGCAAGGGUAACUAUUUCAUGUGAAGUUAGUGAUCCUUGAGGUCAAAAUAGCCUAGAUUUGCUUUUAACCCCUCCCCCCCCCUGGUUUGUCUAGGUUGCUUUUACAUAGCAAUUAUAGAAGGAUGUUACCAGCAUGACAGACCGGUUCUUUCCUAAUUGAUGAAGGAUUGUGUUUUGGAGCGAGCUUUGCUAGCCACUGAGGCCGCUGGCUCUCUCCCCUUUUCGUAGUGACUUGCCGUGUGUAAAACUUGGGCGGUCUUAUACUGGGCGGGUUGGGGGCGGAGAUAGAAAAAAGGGAACGAACGCUUCAAAAGGUCAUUGAACAAAGUUUGAGCCCAGCGGCACUUCCAUCAGAUACACACGAAAGCUGACGAGCAGAAUUACUUAGUUGGUCUUCAAGGUACCACUGGUCUCAAAAGUUUUUUCUGUCGCUUCAGAUCAACCCAACUGAACGUAACCUAAAAGUUCAUGUUUACUUGCCCGCCGUUCAGGUUGCAGUGCUGGAUAUCGCCUCUGCAGUUGACACUACAGCGUCCGUAUUUGCUAGAAACGCUUUCUUUUUUUUCUAUUUUCACUAACGUGGAUUCUCCAAAUCCCUCCUCAAUGCUGGUUUCUCCAAGCAUUCCAAAAUAACCUUUUUCUGCCCCGGGCCAUCUCCAUUAGAUGUAUCUUGCCGAAAGCUGCUGUGAGAUCAACCCACCUGAAUGUAACUUAAAAGUUCAUGUUUACUUGCCCGCCGUUCAGGUUGCACUGCUGGAUAUCGCCUCUGCAAAUGACACUACAGCUUCCAUAUUUGCUAGAAACACUUUCUUUUUUUUUUUCAAUUUUUAAUAACAUGUGGAUUCUCCAAACGCCCCCCUGUAUGCUGUGUUUCUCAAAGCAUUCCAAAAGAACCUUCUUCUGCCCCAGGCCAUCCCCAUUAGCCGUAUCUUGCCGAAAGAAAAGCCUGCCCCUUUUCUGGUUGUGAGAUCCCCAAAAGGACAUCCUUGCCCGGGCCAGCUCUGCAAGAGGAUUCCUGGUGGGACGCUGAAGAUUCCCUUUGGGGUGCUGCGCUCCUACUUAACCAAAGGUCAGAACGUACCCUGGGGGCUGCCCCACAGACGUAUCCUUGCUUCGUUGCUCUGCUGGGAAAUAAAGUCGCGAGCGAGUGAAGGACAGGGAGAAACUGCCUUUGCAACCCGUAAAGGCAUGGCAUAUUUUGCAGGGCAGGUCCCUGGUGGAGCCGGCUUCCUUAUGAAGGCAGCUUUCUUUACUGACCUUUGGUUUUCUUAUUUGGGUGCUGGGUGCAGUGUUUUCUCCUGGUGGCGAAAGGCAGAAGACGUGCAGCUGGCCUUUUGGAAGCUUCGGUGUAAUAAGCUUUUAACGGAUCCGGAUUUGGGGGGGGGGGGGGCGGAAGUACAUAGCAGGUGGGUAGAGACAACAAGCCCCCUCCCCCUCCACAAGCUCAGCAGGUGAAGGUGGAAAUCCCAAGGUGGAGACGGUCGACUCUCCGUCCCUUCCAGGAGGGACUGCGAAAGCUGCCUUAAAUAUACUGACAUGCACAGAGGACAAUCUUACUGAAUAUUUAAUAGUAUUAUAUAUUAGAGGAUUAUCAGUUUUGUAGAUGGCGAUCAAGGGAAGUAUAGCAAUAAAACUCCGCCUUGUACCGCA